Molecule: messenger RNA, 4276 nt
Organism: Phyllopteryx taeniolatus (common seadragon)
Lineage: Eukaryota; Metazoa; Chordata; Actinopteri; Syngnathiformes; Syngnathidae
Gene: ints3
Product: integrator complex subunit 3
Exons: 27
Coding region: 208-3357 (1049 amino acids)
Cellular component (GO): cytoplasm
Source: RefSeq, a predicted model, not a curated record
CAGUGAUUGAUGGAGAAGCCGGUAGUGAUGGCCGUUCACUUCCUGAAGUCGAACAGAAGCUCGGAGCGGGACGGGAGGGAAGUUCCUCGAGUGGAACUUUAAUAAACAAAGCAUUUCCUUUCCUCCCCUCACAUAUUGUCCUACUUCCACGUCUGUGCGCCCUCCGGCGGCUUCAGCUCGGCGGGGAAGGCGAAGCGGCCGCUGCAGAUGGAAGCUGCACCGGCCAAGGCCAAGCCGCAGGGCCGCCUCCUGGUGUCCACGCAACUGGACGCCAAAGACGACUUGGAGGAGAAACUGGAGCGUUGUAUUGGAGCGGUUCACUCCUUGAUCAAUGGCCUUUCCGAGAGAGAAGCGAACGACGCUCUGACCGCCAAUGUGUGUAAAGGCCAGCAGCAGCAUGAGGAGGUUUGUCUCGGUCUCUUCGCUCUGCUCCUCACCGAGCCGGCUCAGGCCCAGAGGUGUUACAGAGACCUGACUUUGGUGAACCGAGAUGGGAUGAAUGUGGUCCUGGUGAAGAUCAACCAAAUCUUAAUGGAGAAGUUCCUCAAGCUGCAGGAUGUCCCCAGAAAGCAGCUGGUGUGGCUGGUCAGAGAGUUGGUGAAGAGCGGCGUGAUGGCAGCUGAUGGCGUCGUCAUGACGCUGCUCAAACAAAUUGCAGGAGGAGACGUGUCCACAAAGAACUUGUGGUUGGCUGAGAGCGUCCUCGACAUCCUGUUGGAGCAAAAGGAGUGGGUUCUGAAGAGCGGGAUGCUGAUAGCCAUGUCUGUGUACACAUUCCUGCGCCUCAUCGUGGACCACGGCGCUCCCAACCUGCUUCCUCUACGCCAGAAGGAAGUGGACUUCUGCAUCGGGAUGCUGAGGGAGAAGUUCUUGGAGUGCGUGAUCAUUGGCAGAGAUUUGGUGCGCCUGCUGCAGAACGUGGCUCGGAUCCCCGAGAUGGAUCUCCUGUGGCGAGACCUGCUCCACAACCCGCAGGUCCUCAGUCCUCAGUUCACCGGCAUUCUGCAGCUGCUCACAGCUCGGACUUCCCGAAAGUUCCUGGCGUGUCGUCUGACCCCCGACAUGGAGACCAAGCUCCUGUUCAUGACCUCCAGGGUAAGCGGAGACUUCCUGCGGCCGUCAGGUGACUUCCUGUGUGCGUCGGCACUGUCUCGCUCUCUCGCUCGCCCCGCGCAGGUCCGCUUCGGGCAGCAGAAGCGCUACCAGGACUGGUUCCAGCGGCAGUACCUGUCCAUGGCCGAGAGCCAAUCGCUGCGCUGCGAUCUGAUUCGUUACAUCUGCGGCGUGGUCCACCCGUCCAAUGAGGUCCUCAGCUCCGACAUCCUGCCGCGAUGGGCCAUCAUUGGCUGGCUGCUCACCACCUGCACGUCAAACGUGGCUGCCUCCAAUGCCAAACUGGCGCUCUUCUACGAUUGGCUGUUCUUCAACCCUGACAAGGACAGCAUCAUGAACAUAGAGCCGGCCAUCUUGGUCAUGCAUCAUUCCAUGAAGCCUCACCCCGCUAUCACCGCCACGCUUCUGGACUUCAUGUGUCGGAUCAUUCCUCACUUCUUUCCUCCGUUGGAAGUUCAAGUUCGUCAGGGCGUCUUCAACUCGCUGACGUUCAUCAUGGAGAAGAGAGUGCUGGCGCACCUGGCGCCGUUGUUCGACAACCCGAAGUUGGACCGAGAACUUCGCUCCAUGCUCAGAGAAAGAUUCCCAGAGUUCUGCAGCGCCCCCUCUCCACCUAUGGAAGUGAAAAUGGAGGAGAUGACAUGCAUGGAGAUGGAGCACAUGAUGGACAAGGAGGAAGGUUGCUAUGACAACACAGAAGCAGCCUUCAGUGAUGAUGAGGAGGAGGUCAACAACAAAGGGAAGAAGCGCGAGUUCAGGUUUCAUCCAAUCAGAGAGGCUGUAGUGGAGGAGCCUGCUGACAUCACACCCUGGCUCGACCAGUUGGAAGACACCAUGAAGGAAAAGGUUGUCCAGCUGCAGAAGUCAAGGUCAGAGGUCAACCCGGAUGCAGAAGUUGCUACGUUCAGUCGAUCGAUCGAUCAUCAUCAUCAUUCGGAGGACUUUGACACGGAGCAGAUGUCGGCUUUAGCGUCGUGUCUGGCGGAAAUCUUUAAGGAACAUUUCCGAGGAGACGUCCUGCCUGAAGACAUCACUGACGAGUCCCUGGAGGAAUCUGUGUGCAAGGCGGUGUGUCUAGUGUUCAGGAACCUGGUGACCAUGCAGGAGGACAACAGCGGCUUCUCGGUCCUUCUGGACAUGCUGGCGGAACUUUACCAGAAGCAACCCAAGAUCGGCUACCACCUCCUCUACUACCUCAAAGCCAGUAAAGCGGCAAAUGGCAAGAUGAUGCUGUACGAGUCGUUCGCCCAGGCCACGGCGCUCGGAGAUCUCCACACGUGUCUCAUGAUGGACAUGAAGGCGUGUCAGGAGGACGACGUGCGGCUGCUUUGCUACCUGACGCCCUCGAUCUACUCGGAGUUUCCAGAUCAGACGUUGCGAAGCGGCGAGCUGCUCAACAUGAUCGUCGCCGUCAUCGAUUCCACCCAGUUGCAGGAGCUGAUGUGUCACGUGAUGAUGGGAAACCUGGUCAUGUUCCGCAAAGACUCCGUCCUCAACAUCCUAAUCCAGUCUUUGGAUUGGGAGACGUUUGAGCAGUACAGCACGUGGCAGCUGUUCCUAGCGCACAGCAUCCCUCUGGAGACCAUCAUUCCCAUCCUGCAGCACCUCAAGUACAAAGAACAUCCGGAGGCCUUGUCCUGUCUGCUGCUGCAGCUGCGUCGGGAAAAGCCCAGCGAGGAGAUGGUGAAGAUGGUUCUGAGCAGACCUUGUCACAGCGAGGACCAGUUCACCACCAGCCUCCUGCGACACUGGGCGUCCAAGCACGACGACACCCUGGCCGAACACAUCAAAGCGCAACUUAUCAAGAACAACAACCAACCCCGGAAGAGGCAAAGUCUCCGGAGCUCCAGCAGCAAACUGGCUCAGUUGACUCUUGAACAGAUCCUGGAACAUCUGGACAACCUCCGAUUGAGCCUGAACAACACCAAGAACAGCUUCUUCAGUCAGACUCCCAUCCUUCAGGCUCUGCAGCACGUUCAGGCCAGUUGCGAUGAAGGACACAAGAUGAGGUUCAGCGACCUGUUCGCGUUGGCCGAAGAGUACGAAGACUCUCAGGCCAAACCGCUCAAGUCUCGCCGGAAGGCGGCGGCCACGUCGCCCAGGUCCCGCAAGGGCGUGGCGCCGCCCAGCAACAACGAAGAGGAGAGCGCCUCCAGCAGCGCGUCGGAGGAGGAAGACUCCAAGCCCAAAGCUCCCAAGAGAAAGAGGAAAUGCUCGUCGGCCGUAGCGUCUGACAGCGACUGAUCCCGAGGCCGAAUUUUAGCUCGCCCUGACACGCGUCGGCCGUUUUCCCACAAUGCACUGUGACCUUUGUCUUUUUUGAAACUCAAAUUGUGGACGUUUUGACUUCCUGUUGUUUUUAGCAGCUCCUUCCUCUUUGUCCCGCUGCAGUAAAACACUUUGUAUAAAGCCUGCCGCUUUUAGUCUUAUUUUCAACGCUUCCUGUUUAGCGUCCUGGGUCGUGUGACAGACGGCAGGUGUCCUGUCCCCGAGAUGCCCCGCCCACAUCAUCAUCCGUGAUGGACAGCAGCUGGGCGGCCGCUUCGGCGGCUUCUUGAGGAACCUCUCGAGGCCGCUCUCCGCUCGCGUGGUGGUUCCGAUCAGGUCGUCGAGAUUUGUUUUUAACGGCCGUCAUGUCUGCGGCGAAGUCAGGGUCAUCUCUGCGGACUUUGCUAGUGACUCCAGAACGAAUCCCGGAUUUCUUCGUCCCGCCUCGCAGUCCGCGGUUCCUCCUCUCCCCGCCGCACCGCCGGACCGCAGCGGGCGGGAGCAGGCCCCCUGCCGCCCGGGACGACGACGACGACUUUCGUAGCCCGGACCGCCGGCCGCUAACGGGGGCCUCGCCCCGCCUGUCGCCGCUUCCUCGACGCUCGCCGACCGAGGCGUACUCGGACCGUGACCCGACGACGCGCGCGGCCUUGUCGCUGCCUCACGUGGCCAAGGUCACGACCCCUUAUGGCUUUCGUGCGGUUCUGGCGUGGAGCCCGUGCACGCGGCGCCGAGAGUCUCUGUUUCACCGGAACGCCGACAACGGCCCCGCCGUGCCACACCUGACUCACGUGGUGGGAUGCCAAAGACAUGCGAAGGUGGAGCCGCAGUGAUGCCACUUCCUGGUCAACCACUUUUAACUUCCUGUUUCUAAUAAAGAGAAUUUGAAAAAUGA